ACACAGAAUACACAAACGACGCUGGACCAGAAUGUGUUAUUGAUUAUUUUCCUCUUGUUAGAAUAAUAAUAAUACAUCUUUCAUCCCCAUUUUGGUUUUUUUUUUGCGUUUCCCCUCCCCACCCCUCUCCCCAAAAAACUUUUCCCUUUGAAAGGUACUUUGGCCCGGCAUCGUUUCGAAUCGACAGUCGCCGUGUUUUUAUGCGUUUAUCGUUCACGGUACCCCUCCGCAAACGGUGGAAUGACGAUCACGACUACGGCGGCGUUAUUCGCGUAGGCCGUCGUUGAGAUCUCGGCCAACGUUUACAACUGUUGUAGCACCAGAAGCAGCAUCAGCAACAAUAUUCAUUCGCCACCCGCCAAAAACGCUCGUCCUCAAAUCGGCAGUCAGACGUCGUGACGGAAAACGUCCAGAUCAGCCAAAAGAAGAGAUGUGUACAAGGUGAGUGGUACCUAUACCUAAUUGCUAAUUUAUUGCCUACUGAAAUUGUAGUCCCGUUGCAAGUUUUGCGUUAAAUUAAUUACAUAUCUAAGUUAUAAGUAAUCCAUGUAAUUGUGCUGUCAGUGUCUGAACUCUAAAGAACAGCAUGAGAUGUUGGCUCUAGCACUGAAAAUAUCAAUUGACAAGCCUGUAAAGGCCGACAUAUCUGUAACUUUAAGUGUAUGGUACAUCUGUAUGGUAUUGUUGUCCGAUUCAAUGUUUUACUGUAUAAUAUGCUCUCCUCUCUAACACUAUAUAAUAUCAUUUAAGUCUGUUCAAUUUUUUUUUUUUUAUAUAUAUAUAUAGAAUGGAGAUAACUUUUACAUUCUGGCAUGACAUUUUCAAUAGUUCGUCUGUUCUUUGGUGUUGGAUUGCCGACAAGAUUCAUAACUAAUGCAAAUGUAAGUGUAAUUCUUUUCUAAUUUUUUUUUAUUUAUUUAAUUUUUAAGUACAACAAACCCAUUCUUUAUUUUAGAGUAGCCAGACAUUCACAAUAAUUAUACGUUUUAUUUUAAUUUUGGAACCACUAGACAUUACUCAUACUAAUGCAAUUAAAAAUUAUAAAUGAAAUACCUACAUAAUAUUAAUACUAUUAUAAAUUAUUAUUUUUGAUAGUAAAUUUGCUAUUCAGUGUUAUGUAUUGAUGAUAUAAUAUAGAUAGGUGUAUAAACAUUAAAAUAAAAAACCUCAUUAUAAAUCAUAAUUAUUAUAAUUAGUUAUUUAUAUUAUCUACUGGUUGAUGUAAUGGGUUUUAACUAUUAAUCUCACUAAUAAUUCAAUCACUUAUCUAAUAAAUUAGAUUUAUGUAUAUUUCUGUUCAUUAUAGUCUAUUAAUUUUUUGUAUAUAAGACAUGGACAUAUUUUGGUGAUGUCACUAAAUUUGUAUUUGGUUUAUUCUUCAAAGUAUAAGUUAUUUUAGAUCUUGAAUUAAGUCUACAAUAUAUUUUUUCAUUAUGAUGUAUUUUUUUUUCUAUUUAUUAACAACUUUUCGACCAGAUCUUCAAUCAAUUUGGUAAUCGGAAAAAAGCUAUUACACACAAAGAUAAAUUAGAUUUUUUUUUUUUAAUUUUAAAUACACUUUAUGGGUAGGUAUAAUGUAUAAAUAUGUACAAUUUUAGAUUAAAGUAAAAUAUGUUUAUUGAUAAUAGGGAAUAUUUUUAUUUAUGACUAAUAAUCACCUACAUAAAUUAUAGUGUUGGACAUUUAUCGAGUAAAUUUAUUUUGAAUACAAAAACUAAUUCAUAGUUACUAAAUUAUAAUCCAUUAUGAUUAUUCCCUGAAUUUUUCAUAGAAUUCCAGGUUGGAUUAUUAAAGUAAAUAAAUAAUAUUUAUAAAGUUUCUGUUAUUUCAUUCAUGUUGAAUUCAAUAUCCCUUUAAGAAAAAAAUAUAGUAACAUGAAAAAAGAAAUUUAAUCUUUAUUCAUAAAAACAAACAUAAAUACAAAUUUAAACAGAAAUAUAAUACUUAUGUUACUUAUAAAGCUUUUGCUAUAAUCAGUCUUCUUUAUUUUUAUUGAAAAAUUAUGUCUAAACUAGAUUAAAGUAAAAAAAUUCAUCCAAAUGUUGGGUAGAUAAAUAAACCCAUUCGUAAAUACCCAAAAAAUGUAUGUAUCCAUAGAGAACCAUGGCACGUCGCUUAUGUUUACCUAUGUUUUUAAUUUAAUAAUUUAUAAACAGUUUAUCAAAUGUGUAUUAUACAUAAUUAAUAUUGUUUACCACUUAUUCUAGCAGAUUCAACUAACUAAGUCUUAAAACUAUAUUAAUUUCAUGUCUUACAGUUAGAUUACGUGUAUGUACAGGGUGAUAUUUUUUUAAAACAUAAAAUAGAAAUAUAAACUAUUAAUUUUCUUGAAAAUUCCGAUACUUUUACCUAUUGAUAUCAAUUUUAGUAUAAAUGGUUUAUUAUUAUUAUUAGCUACAAUGAUUAAAAUCUUAAAAAUAAAAAUAUCAAAUAAUAUACAAUCAAUACUUAUGAUAGUUAAACUUCUUAGGUUACACCUUGUAUUUAAAAGGUGUUUUAUACAAUUGUAUGAAUUUUAAUAUUUGUAUGAUACUUCAAUGUUAAAAGUUUAAUCUAUGGUCAAUUAGUUAUAAAAAAUUAAAGAAAAUUUUAAAAUACAAUAAAUAUGUAAUACAUGUAUGGGCAAUAGUAAAAAAUUGAAAAUUAUUUAUUUUAAAAGUAUUUUAUCAUUUUAGAUAUGUAUAAUACAGUGCACAUGGUUUCCAUUUGUAUAAUAUUAGAGUAUAAAGUAAUAAAGGUAAAUACCCAAAAAGUAAUUAGCCCCCAUUAUUUUCUGUAGUAUUAUCAUAUUUUAUUUAUAAGUAUUGUAGUUUUUAAAAAAUAAUUUAUAAAUAACUUACUAACUAUUUAAUAUUAAAAAAUUAUUCACCUAACAUUAUUCUAAAAAUGUUCAAUAAAUGUAUUUCACAAAUAGCUAUAAGUAUAAGUCAGUGAUUCUCAAUCUGUGGCAUGUGUAUCACUGGUGGUAUGCAGAAAGCCCAUGAUGCUAGUAUGGAAAAUUAUUAAAUACAUGUUUUGAAGGUUUAAACAAUUACAUUUUUAAUCAUAUGUGAUACUCAGUAGAUACAUAAUACACAUGAAUGGUACACAAAAUAAAAAUUUUAAGAACCUCUGGUAUUAUAUUCAAAACUGCCGUAAAAUAUAUCCUCAUAACAAUACAAAAUAAAAAAGAAACUAAUGACAGAUUAAUAUUUUCAUGGGUUAAUUUUUAUAGUAUAUAUUAUGGUAAAAGUUGUUAUAUGUAUACUUUUUGUGUAUGAAAACCAAUUGUGUACUCUUAGAUUUAACAUUGGGGUGUAUUUGUCUAUUAUUAAAUCUAAAGAACAUUGUCUAUGUUUGUAUGUUGUUUUUUUUAUAUUUUUAUUUUUAAAUUAGUUACAGAUAUGUACAAUAUUACAGUUUUUAAAUCAUCCUACCUAGCUUAAAAAUUAAAAUAAAUUGUUGUAAUUACUAAUAUAAAUUGUAAAAUACGUUAAAUUUAAAAUAAAUUUUAAACAAUUACAAUAAAUGAUUGCCAGAUACUUAUCUGUAUUAGUAAUGAGAAAUAGUAUUAUGGUGUAUUGUAACUAUUAUUUAUUGUUAUUAUUAUAGUAAGUUAAAAUUUAAUUUCAUCCUUAUACAGUUUUUACUUUUAAAAACUUAUCUAUAACUAUCUUACAUUUAGUGCUGUUGAAAAUAUAAUAUGUAUUCCUUUUUUCUAACGAGUUACUUCAUUUAUCUAUUAAUUGCCUAUGUACAAAAUAGCCAGUUAAUGUAUGAAACUGUGUAUUUAAAUUUUGAGAGUUUACUUUGUUCAAUUAGUAUGAAUAAUGUGCACUUUAGCCAUUUUUCAGAAUUUAGUUGUAACAUAAAUAUAAAUAUAUUUUUUUAAAGAAAUACACAAUCUGUAAAUUUAAUCAUUUUUAAUUUAUAUAAACUGUAUUUCUGUAUAGUAAUAAUCAAGAUUAUAUGUUUGUAUACUUUUCAAUUUACAAAUAAGAUAAUAAUUAUUAUAAACAAUAGUGUGAGUCAAACCUAUAAAUAUAACUAUUCACCUACAUAAAUUUUAAUUUAGUUAUUUAGCACACUAUGUGCUAUAUUGAAGGCAUGUGGGCAUGUAGCCAUUAUGAAAAUAAAUGGUUUCUAUUUAAUAGUCAUUGAGUGAUGUUUUAAAUUUUUUUUAAUAGGAAAAAUGUGUUUUUCAGUUAAAAAAUACAUUUGUAUUGUUUCUAUUUAGACUUUGGUCUAUGUCUUAAUACAUGGUUUAUCAUACAAAUUUAAUAUAAUAUUUAAAUAUAAUCUCAUUGUAAAAUUGACUAAUAUUAAUGAUUAAUUUUAUAUAACCAUUAUUAUAUAUUCCACUUUUAAACUAAAAAGGAUGUGAAAAAAUAAUGGUAUGUAGCAUUUAUACAUAGGUCAGUAACAGUCAGUAGCUGAGAGGAUUCCAUGAGGACUUGGUGUGGAACUCCAUCAGCACCUUUUUUUCAUGAGUUAGACUCUAGAGAUGCGUAUUUCUUGAAUAAUUUGAGAACAGUUUGACAAUAAGUCAAACAAAUUCAAUACUUUUAGAAAUAAUGAGUAUUCAAUGAUAAAAUAAUCACUUUGUAAUACUAAAAAUAAUAUACAUUGUUAGAGUAGGUAUAAUGUAUUAUAUUUCUUUAAACUAAAUUGCAUAAAUUCAUCAUUAUCAUAUUAAAAAAAAAAUUAGUUGUUAAUUUCAAAUUGUUAUUAUACUAUUAUACUAUAAUUUGGUUUUUUUUUUUGUCCUAGGAUAUCAAAUUUUAAAUAGGUAACUGAGCAAUAAUUGAACAUUUAUUCACUCAAGUAUUAUUACAAUUAACUAUGCUGCCCAAUACAAUUUCUGUAUCAUCAACUUUGGUAAUUUGUAUUUUAUUUUAUUUAUGUUAUUUAUUUACCUGUUUUUAAUUUUUUUUUAGCCUAGAGUUAAAAAUAAGACAUAUGACCAAAACACUAAAAAUGUUUCAAAUUCUAAGUCGGCUGAUUUUCAAAAUGAUCGUAAAAGUUGGCCUUUGGCACAGGUGGUUGAAUGUGUUACUAUUGAAACAGUACCAGAUAUAAUACCACCAUUAGUCAAAGAAAAUGGAUCUAAUGUUAUUAAUCCAAUUCCAUCACAAAAUGGAAGUGUAACGGGUCUUCCAAAGGACAAUUUAACACUUGAUUGUAUUAAAGAAUCACAUAUUGAUAAUCAAAAAAAUGUCUUGAAAAUCAUUUUACCUCUAGUCAAUGAAAAUGUGCCAUUGAAUUGUACAAAAACAAUUGAACAUGAUCAAUUAUUAUACGAAAAAGACUGUAUUCUUUCAAGCAAUAAUUAUGAACAUUAUUCCCCAAAACACUGUGUGGACAUGUCAGUAUAUAUUAAUAAAAACAUAAAUAAACGAAAUUAUUCCUUACCCGAAGACAGUGAAUUGAAUCGAUUUAGUUCAACAUUUGAAAACAUAAAAAGUUUACUUAAAGAAGGUCUAGUAGAUGGUUUAGAUGAAAUGCCUCCUGACUUUCUACCUCCAAACCCACCUUUACUGUAUAGAGUUUCUUCAUUACCAAAUCUUCUAAGUCAUAAUAGUACAAACAGCCAUAAUUCAUGUUUAUACUUAACUAUGUGUGCAACCAAACACGAAUUAAUUAUGAGUAAACUUUGUAAAAAAAUUGUGGCUAAACAUGACAUGUCUGUGCAAGUAUCAACCGAAUUACUUAAAAAUCAAAAUCAAAAAAUCCUUGUUGACACAAGUUGCCAGACAGAAGAUAUUUUUAUUAAUAAUUGUCUAGUUAAUGAUAAAUUGUUGUACAAGGAAACAAAUCAUAAUAUUUGUCAUACUAAUAUUAAUGUUCUUACCAAUGAUUGUGAAAUAAAACUGAAUAAUGACAAUGAAAUGAAAAAUAACAUAAACGAAGAUUGCAUCAGUAUUGGUUAUACAAAUAUUAAAAUGUUUAAUAUAGAACAUGAAAUUAAAACUAACGAAGAAGAAAACUUAUCCAGUUUUGAUUACUCUGAUGUCAACAUAUUUAACAAGGACCAUGAAGUUAGUACUAAUGAAGAAGACUGUACAAGUGUUGGCUAUAUAAAUAUAAAUGAUUUUAAUAAAGAAAAAGUUAGAACUAAUAAGGAUGACUGUUUUUCUAAUGGUAGUUCUGAAAAAAUUGCAUUAUUUGAAAAAGUUUACAAAAUGAAAUCCAGUGAAGACUGUCCCCAAAUUGAUUAUACAAACAUUAAUUCAAUUGCCAGUGGAAAUGAAGUUUGUGUUCAUGAAGAAGGUUGUUCCAAAAUUGGUUAUACAAAUAUAAACAUAUUUGACAAGGAAGUUGAAGCCAAAAUGAAUGAAGAGGACUGUGUUGAUGUUGGUUACACAAAUUUCAGUUUAUAUGACAAAGAUCUUGAAGUUGAUUCUAAUGAUGAAUGUGAAAAUUAUGUAAACGCAAACAUUUUAAAGGAGUUUGUCAAUGAACAAUUAAGCAUUAACAAUGUUGAUGGAGAUUUUGAUUCAUUUUUGUUUGGCCCAUUGCCCCCUUCACCUAUUGAAGAAAUUGGUAAAAUAUUUAACAAAUAUUAUUUUUUAAUUAAAUUUCUUUUCUUUUGUAUUCAUCCCAACUAUUUGUAGUCAGUCACUAUUGUCCUAAACUUUCCUCAUGUCCUCACAUAUACUCAACAUUCAUAUCAUUCUCAAUUGCAUUCAAUCACCUUUUUUGUCUACCUCUCCCUCUCUCCUCUUUUUAUAUUUUCAUCAAAAUUCUUACAGCUUUUGAUUUAUCUCUCCUCACAACAUGCCCAAACCAUCUUUAUCUAUUUUUCCCAUUUUGUUGACUAGCGAAACUACACCUAGUACCUCUUAUGUACUCAUUAUUUAUCCUAUCUUCUCUCAAUACUCUACUUAUCCAUCUAAGUAUUCUCAUGUUUGGUACACUCAUUCUCUGUUCUAUUUUCCUGCCCCCCCCAACAUUUCAAACUAUACAAAAAUUAGCCUAUCUCACCACAAUCUUGUAGAUCUUACCUUGAAGUCUCAUUAGAAUCCUCUUAUCACAUAAAACACCUGAUACUUUUAUCUAUUUUAUAUAAUUAAAUUUAUUUUGAAACAAUUAUUUAUAGUUUCAGAGUUAUCUGUAUUAAAUAGUGUUGAAACAAAAAGAGAAAACUCAGCACCUGUACCUUUUAUGUUUGAUAUUCACAAAAAUGAGCCAAGUACUUCUAUUAUCAAAUCACGAUCAAUAGAUGCUGAAUUUUCUCACAACUUUCAACAACAUCAAAAAAUUGGAACACGAUCUGUAAGUAAUUUGUUUUGGAUAUUUAUUAUUUUAGAAUGUAAUAUUCUGUGGUUUGAAAGUUUUCCUAAUUUAUUGUACUUUAAACUUUGAAUCAGUUAGGUACCCAAUUUAAAAAAAAAAAAAUGUAUAAAAUCAUUUUCAAUGAAAUUUUCAAUUUUUUAAUACAAGAUAAUAAAUAAUAAAUGUUGUAACUACUAACCACAAAUAAUUAAUUAAUGGUGAGACAAUAUUCUUUUUUUAAAUACCUGAUAUUCUGAUAUUUUCAGCCUUUAAAAACCUAAUAUCUUAUCUAAUAUUUCAAAUUGAAAACUAUGACCUUAUGCUAAAAUUAACUGAUUUAUCAAAUGAAAACUAGUUUUUUAAUGUUUUUUUUUUUCAGUUUUGAAAAAAAAUUGAUUCUGAUAUUACAUAUAUUCUUCUUAUAUACUAUAUAGGCUUAUGUUGAUACUCACCAUUACAUUACUUCAAAUAAUGAUAACAUACAAUUAUUAAUAUUUAUGUUAUAAUUAAUAAAUUCUUGUUUACAUUUACACUUAAUUUUACUAAAAAUGAUUUGAAUGUAAUCUAUUUAUGCUAAAAUUGUUUUAACAUUAUUUUUAUAAUUUUAAAUAAGUUGAUGGACUAUUGAUGGGAAAAAAAAAAUGAAAUGAAGCAAUUUUUUUAUUUAUAAACUUAUAAAUAAGUCAAUAUUAAAUUGUUUUACCAAGUCAAAUUAAUAUGCUCUAUCUAUAAUUUAUAAUAACAUUAUUCUCAUUAUUCUAUUUAUAUACUGAUAUUGGUAUUUUAAAAUAACAAUAUGGAAAUAUUUAAUAAAAUAUAUAAAUAAAAAAUUUAUUUAUAAAAAUAAAAUGAAUAAAUGAAUCAGUACGUCUAGAGUAUUAUGAUAAAUGUAUUUUUUGACUACACAUUAUGCAUUGAUUCAUUUAUUUGUUUUAGUUUUAUGUAUACAUUUUUUAUUUAUUUAUUUACUUUAUUUGAAAAUAUUUGUUAAGUAUACUUUUAUUUUGAUAAAAUCAUUUUUGGUGUAUAUCAUCUUUUCAGUAAAUACCAACAAACUGAAAAUAUACAUAUUUCAAUAAAUAUAAGUAAGAAAAUGCUAAAAGACAUGUUGUAAGUAAGAAGUUGGGAAAGUGGGAGGGAACUUUAAGUGUUGCUCUGUUAGGUCUGUCAACUAUAUAUUUUGUUUUUCUUUGAUACCCCCUCUCCCGAGUUUUUCCAUUUAUCAUUAAAACAGACAUAUGGAAAAUUAAAAAAAAGUUAUAAAAAUAAACCUAAUUUUAAACCAGUUAACAUAUGCUAAUGAUAUUUUGAUUUUCUGAUUAAUUAUAAAAUGUAUUUUUUCUAAUAUUCAUAAAGUAACAAUACUCAACUGUUAUCUAUGUCACCAAUUAGAAGUUGGAUCAGUUUUCCAAAUUUAAUUUUCUCUAACUUCUGUAAAGUUUGAAAGUUAUAUUUUACUCUUUACACCUUAAUUAUAAGUUAUGUCAACUAAUCUACUACCUGCCCAUUACUCAUUUAUGUGAUUGAGGUACUGCUGUUUUACAAACAAAUAUGUUUUAGUCCAAUAAACAGUUAAAAAUAAGACAUCUUAUCAUUGCCAGGUUUAAAUUUUUAUAUUAUGUUUAGAUAUUGUUAGGUUAGGAUAUUUGUUGACAAAUUUUCUAGGUUAUUUAGGUAUUAUUUGUGGUCAUGUAGUUUUUCCACAUAAAUUUCAAAAAUAAUAUCUUAAUUUUGGAAUUAAAAAUCCUAAAUAUUUUGUGACCAAUUCAUAUUUACUUUUAAAAUUUAAAUCAGACCAAUCAGAUUGUAUUAGGGGUGUUACCAACGUAAAAAUAAAUAAUUUGCCUAUGCAAUAAUUUAACCCUUAAUGCUCUAAAACUUUAUUUAAAUAAUAAAUUAAGUAUUCACUAGUGAAUAGUUAAUCUACCUCGGUUAUUUAUGGUUAUUAAUGAUUCAGAUCCAGAAACUUUAGUGUUCAUCACAAAUUAAUUAAGUGAAGCCAGCAAUAUGUUCAAUAAUAUCUUUAACUACUUGCUAUAAAAAUGUAAAUUGAUUACUAUUCUUAAAUUAUUGUAAAUUAAUGUCUUUGUAAUUGCUUGGAUAGAUGAGAAAAACAUUUCUAGAUAAUUUUUCGCUUUAUAUAUCUUAACCUAGAAACAUGUUAUCAUGAUCAAUCAAAUACUCUAUUGUACAAAAAUUAAUAUUAUUUAUAUAUAUAAAUUAUUUUUAAAAAGAAAAUUGACACACUAAAAAAUAAAUACAUUAUUGAUUCAUUUUUUUUUUUUUUUUUUUUUGAUAAUAAAAAUGUCUAUACAAACAUCUUGUUCAAUAUUUGCUAUAUUUCAAACUGAAUCAGAAAAAAUCCCAUAUCAAUUUUCUGACAACUGAUUAUAUCCUGUUAAGAGCAUAUUAUAAUGCCACUAUUACAAAGAUUAUUGCUGAAUAAUAAGAUGCUGCUGAAUUUCUAUCAUAUAUAUAUUUUAAAAAUUAAUUAACAAGCAUUUGAAACGUUUUCACUUGUGAAUAUGCUCCAAAAUAAUAAUAUUUUAUAUAAAUAAUAAUCACAGAAUAAGAUAGAAUGGACAGUAAAUAUAAGAGCUGGUAAAAGAUAGAGACACAAAGUUGCUAAAGUUUUUAGCAAUUGUCAUAGUUUAAAAAAUAUGAAAAUUAAAAAAGCUAGAAAAUUAAAUUAUAUUAUAUUAUUAGACAAAUAGCAAAAAAAAACUUUAAUAGUAAUUAGUUUUAAUCUAAAUUGUAGUAUUAAAACAAAGUAAAAAUAGAGUUUUUUGUAUUCUGAAAAUCAGUAGUACAUUAAUUAUUUAAAUAACAAAUUAAAAUUAAAAUUAAUUAAUCUAUAUACCAUUUGAAUAUGUAUUGUUUUAUUGGGAAUUGUAGGUUCAGUCUGAAAGAAGAACUUAUCCAUCUGAAGUACCAGUUUCUGAUGGAUAUCCCAAACCUUUAAUACUUAAAACCAAUAUUCAUCCGAGUACAAUUGAAAAGUUAUCAGAUAUAUCAAGUUCAUUACCAGAUACCCCACUUUUAGGAAGGUGUGAUUUUCCUAGGCAAUAUUCAGCUACCAGUACUAAAACAAUGACUCAGAUGUCAAGUAAGUUGAAAUAGUACUUGUAUACCAGAACAUAAAUGUCAAACUAAUUAUUGUUUGCUAUUACUUUCAUAGAUAGUUUAAGCAUCAACAUGAGAAGUGCUGGUCAUGGAUCUAAUAUUGGUUUGGGUCAAGCAAUGGCUGGUGCUGAACUGUUACACUUGAACGGACCUGGCAGGGGUUGGUACCCUAGACAACGGCAAUUUCGUCCUGUUUCAGUUGAACAACUGGAUAAAUUGGCAAGCAAAAGUCCUGUGGGUCACUCACAGUGGGACACAAGGGAAGGCCAUAAACCUGUUACAUUACCCCCAAACCUUACACCAAAGUUCUUCCAUAGAUCCCCCAGAGAAGCCCUUCGGCGUGUCACUAGUCUACUUAUUAGAAAAGGUUAAUAUUUUUUUUUUAACAAAUGAGUUGUUUAUAUAAAAGUGUCCCACAAAAAUAUACCCAAUGUAAUAUUUCCGGAGAUAAUAAAAAUAAUGACUACAAAUAUUUAUAUUUCAAUAUAUUUUUUAUUUUAAUUAAAACUUUAAAAAAAUUAUAUUUUAAUACUUUUGAUAAAUUUUAAGAUAGCCAUAUUAUUGAGUUUAUUCUUCUACAAAUUUGUAUUUAUCAAUUUUUUUAUAGUUCAGAGAAAAAAGUGUACAGUCAAUUAACACAACUUAAAAAUUUAUAUUGCUUAUCCCCAUGAGUAAAAUAAAAAUAAAAAAGAAUUUGAUUAUGUUUAUUAUCUCUAGAGAUAUUACAAUGGGACACCCUAUGUAUUAUUUAUGUAAAUGGUUAUUCUAAAUUUUAGGUAAUACAAACAAAGGUAACAAAUCUAAAGCUGUGUUUUCUUCGUCAGUGAUUGGUCCACAUGGUAAAUGCAAUUUUUAAUUUUAUUUUCAUAUACAUUUGUUUGAUUUAUAAAAUCCUAAAUAUUAUUUUUUAAAUAUUAAAAAUACAAAGGAGAAUUCAAAAUAUUUAAUAAUUAUAAACUAUGUCCACAAUGAUCAGACACUAAAUAAGUUGCUUUAUUCAAUAUUUUUAAUAUAUAUUAAUUGAAGUAAUUAGUAUGCCUCUGUACUAUACUGAAUAUGUACAUUUUUUUUCUUCAGUUGGAUGAAUUUUAAAAAUUUAAAAAUAACUAUUUUUUAAUAGAGAUUUUUUUUAAAAAAAAAAAAUGUUGGUGGUUAAAACUUAAGUUUAGGUGAAGUUUUUCAUUUUCUAUAAUUUGUUGAUAUUUUGUAAAUGUAAAUAUGUUUGUGGUUUAUAAUCUAUUAUAAUAUUUAACUAGUAAAUAAAACACAUAACAUGACAAACGUUUUCCAUUUUAUAUUAUACAAUAAUACUUCUGAAUAAUGAUUAAAUAUUAUAAACCACAAUAACAAUUCAAAUAUGCAAAAACUUAAAAAUAUUGUAAAAACGACCUGAACAAGAGUAUAAAAAACAACAAUUUUGUAAAAUUCUAUUUUGAAUUUCUUAUAAAAAUCAUAUGGACUUACAAAGAAGUUAAUUUUUUUUUCCAUGGACAACUUUUCUACCAACAAUUUUACUCCAAUUUACAAUGAUAGCAUUUUUCUAAAAUGAAAUCUGCCUGGAGACUUUAAGACCACUUUUUGAUUUUCUAAGAAGUUUUCCUAAUGGCAAAAUAAAAUAGGAAAACAAUAUUAAACAAAUAUUAAAUAAAUUAUAUUGUACAAUUAUUACAUUAUAUAAAAAAAUAUAAUGCAUAAAUAAUUAUUUUACCAUAAUGUGACAUAUAUAUUGUUGACAAAGCUACACUAUCAACCGAAUUCCACUCAGAAUCGUUUUUUGUUAGCAAUGGUUUAUCCUUACUUACAGGUUUAUAUUAAAUUACUUAUAACAGUAGCUGCACCCAUCCACAUUAUCUUAGAAUUAAAUUUUAUAUCUUUAUCUAUGUGCACUUAAUCCAUGUUUCAUACUUAAAUUGUAACAUAUAUAUUAUACAUAUAUAGGGUUAUUUAUUAAGUGUGCUCAUUACAUUUUUUUGGUUACAUUUUGCAUAUAUUCAAAAUGGAGUUGAGCCCAUUAUCCUAAGAACUUUGCACCCGUUUAAUCUUUGCUUACAGAUAUACAUUAAAAUCGACAAUAUAUCCUACAUUCCCCACCCAUUGUGCAAAGUAUUUCUGUCUUUUUCCUUAUUUUUAUUUUUGUAAUUUAGUUAAAAUUAUUUAUAAAGAUUUGAUUUUGACAUAAAAAUUAUAAUAAAAUAAAUUAAAAAGAAAAUUAUUUAAAUGGUUAAUACUUGCAAAUAAAAAUAUAAAUAAAACAUGUAUAUUUUUAUUUACUAUAGAAAAAUUAUAUUAGUCUUUUCUAGAAUGAUACAAUUUUUAAAAUAUUUUUGAGCUAUUUAUACUAUGUUGAACCCUAAUUAUAAUAAACAUGUACAUAUUUUAUGUUCAGUCUUAAUUUAUGUAUCUUUAAUAUAUAUUUUAAUACUAAAUAAUCUUGCUCACAAUGAAAUAUUAUAAUUAAAUAAUAUAUUAGUUGUUAUUUAUUUAUUUGAAUUCAAAUUUUUAAUUUUAUGAGUUAUUUAAUUACUGUAUUACUGUUGAAAUUUAUCAUAGGUGAUAUAAGUGAAGAAUGUGUGACUAAUCAAUCCACUAAACGUGGCUUUUUCAAAAGUUUUUGGAGAAAAUAAGACUAUUUAUAAUGUGCAAUCAAAAUAAUUAUGCGGCCAACUGUCUUUAAUUACUAAUUUUUCAAUUUAUCACUGCUCUGUCUUCAUAUCUAUGUCUAACAAUAUGUAUUUAUAUUUUAUACAUUAGGUACUAACUUUUAAUUUGUAAUUU
This is a messenger RNA of Cinara cedri, 13152 nucleotides long. The record is from the annotation of a GenBank genome assembly. Lineage: Eukaryota; Metazoa; Arthropoda; Insecta; Hemiptera; Aphididae.